GGGUGUGUGCACCCAGGCUCCGUGUUACUGUAUAUUAAUGGAGUACUGUUCCCAGGGCCAGCUCUAUGAGGUUCUGAGGGCUGGACGGAAGGUAACCCCCAGACUGCUGGUGGACUGGGCCUCAGGGAUCGCCUCUGGGAUGAACUACCUGCACCUCCACAAGAUCAUACACAGAGACCUCAAGUCACCCAAGUGAGUGUCCAUCUCCUAACCCUAACCCCAACCUCCCCUAUCCCUCCAUCCAACCCUCCCCUAACCCCAACCACAACCCUCCCCUAACCCUAACCCCCAACCCUCCCCUAACCCCAACCCAUCCCCUAACCCUAACCCCCACAACCUGCCCCUAACCACAACCCUCCCCUAACCCUAACCCCAACCCUCCCCUAACCCCAACCCUCCCCUAACCCCAACCCUCCCCUAACCCCAACCCUUCCCUAACCCCAACCCUCCCCUAACCCCAACCCUUCCCUAACCCCAACCCUCUCCUAAUCCCAACCCUCCCCUAACCGUAACCACAACCCUCCCCUAACUCUAAUCCCAACCCUCCCCUAACCCCAACCCUCCCCUAACCCUAACCCUCCCCUAACCCCAACCCUCCCCUAACCCUCCCCUAACCCCAACUCUGUAUAAGAGCGUCUACUAAAUGACUAACAUGUAAAAAAUGUAAGACAUCAAAGAUGCAGCAGUUUAGGUAAAUAAAUCAACUCAGUAACAGAGAAGAAGGAGGAAAGGAGAGCCUCCAAAUAAUAAAGGUAAUAGAGAAAAGCCUUGUCGGAUGCUUCUACCUACAACAGUUUUUUCAUAAAUGACAUUGGUAGUGAUUUGAACUUUGGGAGCUCUAUAUAACGUGUCUUGGUCAUCGGUAAUGAUUUGAACUUUACAGUUGAAGUCGGAAGUUUACAAACACUUAGGUUGGAGUCAUUAAAACUCGUUUUUCAACCAUUCAACAAAUUUCUUGUUAACAAACUAUAGUUUUGCAAGUCAGUUAGGACAUCUACUUUGUGCAUGACACAAGCAAUUUUUCCAACAAUUGUUUACAGACAGAUUAUUUCACUUAUAAUUCACUGUAUCACAAUUCCAGUGGGUCAGAAGUUUACAUACGCUAAGUUGACUGUGCCUUUAAACAGCUUGGAUUCCAGAAAAUGAUGUAAUGGCUUUAGAAGCUUCUGAUAGGCUAAUUGACAUCAUUUGAGUCAAUUGGAGGUGUACCUGUGGAUGUAUUUCAAGGCCUACCUUCAAACUCAGUGCCUCUUUGCUUGACAUCAUGGGAAACUCAAAAGAAAUCAGCCCCCAAAAAAUGUAGACCUCCACAAGUCUGGUUCAUCCUUGGGAGCAAUUUCCAAAUGCCUGAAGGUAUCACGUUCAUCUGUACAAACAAUAGUACGCAAGUAUAAACACCAUGGGACCACGCAGCCGUCAUACCGCUCAGGAAGGAGACACGUUCUGUCUCCUAGAGAUUAACGUACUUUGGUGCGAAAAGUGCAAAUCAAUCCCAGAACAACAGCAAAGGACCUUGUGAAGAUGCUGGAGGAAACAGGUACAAAAGUAUCUACAGUGAGGGAAAAAAGUAUUUGAUCCCCUGCUGAUUUUGUACGUUUGCCCACUGACAAAUAAAUGAUCAGUCUAUAAUUUUAAUGGUAGGUUUAUUUGAACAGUGAGAGACAGAAUAACAACAAAAAAUCCAGAAAAACGCAUGUCAAAAAUGUUAUCAAUUGAUUUGCAUUUUAAUGAGGGAAAUAAGUAUUUGACCCCCUCUCAAUAAGAAAGAUGUCUGGCUCCCAGGUUUAUACAGGUAACGAGCUGAGAUUAGGAGCACACUCUUAAAGGGAGUGCUCCUAAUCUCAGUUUGUUACCUGUAUAAAAGACACCUGUCCACAGAAGCAAUCAAUCAAUCAGAUUCCAAACUCUCCACCAUGGCCAAGACCAAAGAGCUCUCCAAGGAUGUCAGGGACAAGAUUGUAGACCUACACAAGGCUGGAAUGGGCUACAAGACCAUCGCCAAGCAGCUUGGUGAGAAGGUGACAACAGUUGGUGCGAUUAUUCGCAAAUGGAAGAAACACAAAAGAACUGUCAGUCUCCCUCGGCCUGGGGCUCCAUGCAAGAUCUCACCUCGUGGAGUUGCAAUGAUCAUGAGAACGGUGAGGAAUCAGCCCAGAACUACACGGGAGGAUCUUGUCAAUGAUCUCAAGGCAGCUGGGACCAUAGUCACCAAGAAAACAAUUGGUAACACACUACGCCGUGAAGGACUGAAAUCCUGCACCGCCCGCAAGGUCCCCCUGCUCAAGAAAGCACAUAUACAGGGCCGCCUGAAGUUUGCCAAUGAACAUCUGAAUGAUUCAGAGGAGAACUGGGUGAAAGUGUUGUGGUCAGAUGAGACCAAAAUCGAGCUCUUUGGCAUCAACUCAACUCGCUGUGUUUGGAGGAGGAGGAAUGCUGCCUAUGACCCCAAGAACACCAUCCCCACCGUCAAACAUGGAGGUGGAAACAUUAUGCUUUGGGGGUGUUUUUCUGCUAAGGGGACAGGACAACUUCACCGCAUCAAAGGGACAAUGGACGGGGCCAUGUACCGUCAAAUCUUGGGUGAGAACCUCCUUCCCUCAGCCAGGGCAUUGCAAAUGGGUCGUGGAUGGGUAUUCCAGCAUGACAAUAACCCAAAACACACGGCCAAGGCAACGAAGGAGUGGCUCAAGAAGAAUCCCAUUAAGGUCCUGGAGUGGCCUAGCCAGUCUCCAGACCUUAAUCCCAUAGAAAAUCUGUGGAGGGAGCUGAAGGUUCGAGAUGCCAAACGUCAGGCUCGAAACCUUAAUGACUUGGAGAAGAUCUGCAAAGUGGAGUGGGACAAAAUCCCUCCUGAGAUGUGUGCAAACCUGGUGGCCAACUACAAGAAACGUCUGACCUCUGUGACUGCCAACAAGGGUUUUGCCACCAAGUACUAAGUUAUGUUUUGCAGAGGGGUCAAAUACUUACUUCCCUCAUUAAAAUGCAAAUCAAUUGAUAACAUUUUUGACAUGCGUUUUUCUGGAUUUAUUUGUUGUUAUUCUGUCUCUCACUGUUCAAAUAAACCUACCAUUAAAAUUAUAGACUGAUCAUGUCUUUGUCAGUGGGCAAACGUACAAAAUCAGCAGGGGAUCAAAUACUUUUUUCCCUCACUGUAUAUCCACAGUAAAACGAGUCCUAUAUCGACAUAACCUGAAAGGCCGCUCAGCAAGGAAGAAGCCACUGCUCCAAAACCGCCAUAAAAAAGCCAGACUACGGUUUGCAACUGCACAUGGGGACAAAGAUCGUACUUUUUGGAGAAAUGUCCUCUGGUGUUUUGAAACAAAAAUUGAAACUGUUUGGCCAUAAUGACCAUCGUUAUGUUUGGAGGAAAAAGGGGGAUGCUUGCAAGCCGAAGAACACCAUCCCAACCGUGAAGCACGGGGGUGGCAGCAUCAUGCUGUGGGGGUGCUUUGCUGCAGGAGGGACUGGUGCACUUCACAAAAUAGAUGGCAUCAUGAGGAAGCAAAAUUAUGUGGAUAUAUUGAAGCAACAUCUCAAGACAUCAGUCAGGAAGUUAAAGCUUGGUCGCAAAUGGGGUCUUCCAAAUGGACAAUGACCCCAAGCAUACUUCCAAAGUUGUGGCAAAAUGGCUUAAGGACAACAAAGUCAAGGUAUUGGAGUGGCCAUCACAGAGCCCUGACCUCAAUCCUAUAGGAAAUGUGUGGGCAGAACUGAAAAAGCGUGUGCGAGCAAGGAGGCCUACAAACCUGACUCAGUUACACCAGCUCUGUCAGGAGGAAUGGGACAAAAUUCACCCAACUUAUUGUGGGAAGCUUGUGGAAGGCUACCCGAAAUGUUUGACCCAAGUUAAACAAUUUAAAGGCAAUGCUACCAAAUACUAAUAGAGUGUAUGUAAACUUCUGACCCACUGGGAAUGUGAUGAAAGAAAUAAAAGCUUUAAUAAAUAAUUCUCUCUACUAUUAUUCUGACAUUUCACAUUCUUAAAAUAAAGUGGUGAUCCUAACUUGACCUAAAACAGGGAAUUUUUACUAGGAUUAAAUGUCAGGAAUUGUGAAAAACUUAGUUUAAAUGUAUUUGGCUAAGGUGUAUGUAAACUUCUCACUUCAACUGUAUUUAACAUGUCAGACAUAUGAGCGGGCCUAUCUUUGUACAUACUGCACUGACCUGCUUUCUGCUUCUCUUCCUACUGUAAUCACUGUGCUUUCCUACUGUAAUCACUGUGCUUUCUUACUGUAAUCACUGUGCUUUCCCACUGUAAUCACUGUGCUUUCCAACUGUAAUCACUGUGCUUUCUUACUGUAAUCACUGUGCUUUCCCACUGUAAUCACUGUGCCUACCUACUGUAAUCACUGUGCUGUCUUACUCGUCACUUCCUGUCAUCACUUCCUGUUGAACGAGGGAGAGCUCGGUUUGUUGUUUUGGAAAGUUUGUUGUUUUGGAAAGUUUUGAAAUUCUAUUGAAAAAGUUUGGUUACUAGCUAGCUAACGUUUGAAUUUGGAUCCCGCGACGCGGUUGGCAUCAGUUGCUGGGACCGCUGCUAUCUGUCCAGUGAUCCUGCCGACCAAGGGUCUGCUGAGCUGUUUGGCAUAGCAGCUAGCCUAUCUGCUAGCUAGCUGCCUAUCAAGCUAGCAGGGUUUCUUGAGGGCUUGAACGUGGCUGGGACCGCGGAUUGUCCCGGGCUUGUGGCUGGGACCGCGGAUUGUCCCGGGCUUGUGGCUGGAACCGCGGAUUGUCCCGGGCUUGUGGCUGGAACCGCGGAUUGUCCCGGGCUUGUGGCUGGGACCGUGGAUUGUCCCGGGCUUGAGGCUGGGACCGUGGAUUGUCCUGGGCUUGUGGCUGGGACCGCGGAUUGUCCCGGGCCUUGUGGCUGGAACCGCGGAUUGUCCCGGGCUUGUGGCUGGAACCGCGGAUUGUCCCGGGCUUGUGGCUGGAACCGCGGAUUGUCCUGGGCUUGUGGCUGGAACCGCGGAUUGUCCCGGGCUUGUGGCUGGAACCGCGGAUUGUCCCGGGCUUGUGGCUGGAACCGCGGAUUGUCCCGGGCUUGUGGCUGGGACCGUGGAUUGUCCCGGGCUUGUGGCUGGGACCGUGGAUUGUCCCGGGCUUGUGGCUGGAACCGCGGAUUGUCCCGGGCUUGUGGCUGGAACCGCGGAUUGUCCCGGGCUUGUGGCUGGGACCGUGGAUUGUCCUGGGCUUGUGGUUGGGACGGUGGAUUGUCCCGGGCUUGUGGCUGGGACCGUGGAUUGUCCCGGGCUUGUGGCUGGAACCGCGGAUUGUCCCGGGCUUGUGGCUGUGACCGUGGAUUGUCCCGGGCUUGUGGCUGUGACCAUGGAUUGUCCCAGGCUUGAGGCUGGAACCGCGGAUUGUCCCGGGCUUGUGGUUGGGACGGUGGAUUGUCCCGGGCUUGUGGCUGGGACCGUGGAUUGUCCCGGGCUUGUGGCUGGAACCGCGGAUUGUCCCGGGCUUGUGGCUGUGACCGUGGAUUGUCCCGGGCUUGUGGCUGGAACCGCGGAUUGUCCCGGGCUUGUGGCUGGAACCGCGGAUUGUCCCGGGCUUGUGGCUGGAACCGCGGAUUGUCCCGGGCUUGUGGCUGGAACCGCGGAUUGUCCCGGGCUUGUGGCUGGGACCGUGGAUUGUCCCGGGCUUGUGGCUGGGACCGUGGAUUGUCCCGGGCUUGUGGCUGGGACCGUGGAUUGUCCCGGGCUUGUGGCUGGAACCGCGGAUUGUCCCGGGCUUGUGGCUGGAACCGCGGAUUGUCCCGGGCUUGUGGCUGGAACCGCGGAUUGUCCCGGGCUUGUGGCUGGAACCGCGGAUUGUCCCGGGCUUGUGGCUGGAACCGCGGAUUGUCCCGGGCUUGUGGCUGGAACCGCGGAUUGUCCCGGGCUUGUGGCUGGGACCGUGGAUUGUCCCGGGCUUGUGGCUGGGACCGUGGAUUGUCCCGGGCUUGUGGCUGGAACCGCGGAUUGUCCCGGGCUUGUGGCUGGAACCGCGGAUUGUCCCGGGCUUGUGGCUGGAACCGCGGAUUGUCCCGGGCUUGUGGCUGGGACCGUGGAUUGUCCCGGGCUUGUGGCUGGAACCGCGGAUUGUCCCGGGCUUGUGGCUGGAACCGCGGAUUGUCCCGGGCUUGUGGCUGGAACCGCGGAUUGUCCCGGGCUUGUGGCUGUCUAGAUCCCUGCUGUUUGUUGUUGUUGUUUCCAGUCUUUCCUGGGACCUGCCCUGUCUGGAACUACGAGGAGUAACAGCGUAACCUACAUUGUUACCAUGACAAAGACCAAAGCCGGCGGGAGUACCGUUGAGGACAGUGGUGUCUCUCUAUCACAGGUGAAGGAUAUUUUAAACAAAGAAAACGAGUUCUACAAGGCGUUGUUACAACAAGAAAAUAUCUUCAAGUGUUUUGUCCAAAUAAUGGUGGUGUCAACUAAUAAAAGAAUGGACGACCUGACCAGAGAGGUCCAGGACCUGAAGAACAGUUUGACCAGAGAGGUCCAGGACCUGAAGAACAGUUUGACCAGAGAGGUCCAGGACCUGAAGAACAGUUUGACCAGAGAGGUCCAGGACCUGAAGAACAGUUUGACCAGAGAGGUCCAGGACCUGAAGAACAGUUUGCAGUUCUUCCAGGGUCAGCUCGAUUAGUUGAAACAGGAGAACAGCAAGAUGACAGCAAUCUGUAAGUCAUUGAGAGAGGACAUCAGUUCUGUGUGUGAAUCCAUGAUAACAAUGAAGGAUAAAUCAGACAAGGGGGACAAUCAAGACGGAACAACGUUGUGGAUGGAAUUGCAGAAUCUCCACGAGACCUGGACGGAGUCUGAGGACAAAGUGAGGGAAAUGAUCUCUGAGGGGGGGGGGUUGCUGUAUAUAUUCAAAGCCAUAUCCCUGUAAUGCUUAGAGAAGAUCUUAUGACGUGUGUUAUUGAAGUGUUGUGGUUGCAGGUUCACCUGGCACAUGUAAAGGCUUUUUAUUUUGGGGUGUUGCUAUAGUUACCAAGUGCUAACAGUCAGUAUCUAAAUAAUAUGUGACUCAUUUCAGGAAACUAUUCAUAGGUCGCAAGUCACUACUUCACAGGAGCAGCAUUUAUUAAUUUUUUUGCCAGAAAUGCCUUCUGGAACAUGUGAACUUUCAUGUGCCUUAAUAACAAACUUGUAUUCCAUCCAUAAAUACGAAUAAAAUUGUUAAAUUACAAGCCUAGUUGGUUUAGCCAUGGAAAACGACUGGAACCUUCCCAAUAGCCAUGAUUGGCUGAGAUAAUGUAUGGGCUGGACAUGCCGCAAGAUGAGUUUGGAUUGGUCUGCCAUGUAGCAUCCUUCUGUCUAUGAGUUUGGAUUGGUCUGCCAUGUAGCAUCCUUCUGUCUAUGAGUUUGGAUUGGUCUGCCAUGUAGCAUCCUUCUGUCUAUGAGUUUGGAUUGGUCUGCCAUGUAGCAUGCUUCUGUCUAUGAGUUUGGAUUGGUCUGCCAUGUAGCAUCCUUCUGUCUAUGAGUUUGGAUUGGUCUGCCAUGUAGCAUCCUUCUGUCUAUAACAUGAGCUGGUCAGGAUGUGUUGACAGUCCUUUCUACCACGCCGUAUUUUAUAGAUAUAACGUUAGCCAUCGAAAACUACACAAGUUUUGCUUAUUUUCUCAACAACAUUGAUGCCCUGAAUUUAGCAGGCGCUAUUGACAUAUCAGUAGGAAAGAGUGAUGGGCUACUUUCUGCACACGCCACGGUCAGUGUGAACACGCCACGGUCAGUGUGAACACGCCACGGUCAGUGUGAACACGCCACGGUCAGUGUGAACCGGAGUGAUAACGGCCAUCGAUUGUAUUUCAUGAACAUGUGUACAUGUCUAGACAAUAGUGACCCGUCCACUCAGCUAGAUGUGGCUGGGGGGGGGGGGGGGGGGUUAUAGCAUUUCCUUCACAUGACCCAUCAAUUUAGACAAGUGUGUUGGGUAAACGUCAUCUAAUAACGAUAAAAUAUUUGUUUUUGAAAUUGCAAUUAUGCAAGUAUGCAAGUACUAUCACUGUACCGUUUACACCUUCUGUAUCCUGUGCAUGUGACAAAUAAACUUAGAUUUUAUUUAAUAUAGCGUGUGUUUAGCACAUGGCCUCACAUGUGAAUCCGUAAAGAGAUGGGUGGGGCUAAGGCUUAAGAGGGCGUGAACGAUGCUGAAUGGGUGUAGACAAAGAAGAGCUCUCCAGUAGGUACCAAAACAUUCAAGGGGCCAUUUUCUCAAUAGUGGGGUUACAAGUUUAUCAACUUUCAAAGCAGAAUUACUUUCCCAUUUUUCCUCAACUGCAGUGUAUGAUAUACCAUUUUCUAGCUCUGAGUCUCUACUUUUAUCCAAUGUAAAAAACACAAUUUCUUAUUGCAAAUUGAGAAAUGAUGUGACUAAACUCAACAAAAAGAAGAAACUGUAUUAUGAAGCCAAGAUCAAUGAUUUAAAGAAUGAUGGAAGAAGACUAUGGCAGAAAGACAAAUUCGACUCCAUCUUUCAGCUAAUCAGAUGGCUUAUUCAUCACAAAACCUUUUAAUGUUGCCAAUUAUUUUAAUGAUUACUUCAUUGACAAAGUGGGCAAACUUAGGCAGGAAAUGCCAACAACGAACAAUGAGCCAUCGUAUCCAUGCAUAAAAAAUCAAUAAAAAAAUCGAACAAAAGCAUUGCAAGUUUGCAUUUUGUAAAGUUAGUGUGGGAGAGGUUAGUCAGCAGUAUUAAACUCUGUUAGUCAGCAGUAUUAAACUCUAUUAGUCAGCAGUAUUAAACUCUGUUAGUCAGCAGUAUUAAACUCUAUUAGUCAGCAGUAUUAAACUAUGUUAGUCAGCAGUAUUAAACUCUAUUAGUCAGCAGUAUUAAACUCUGUUAGUCAGCAGUAUUAAACUCUGUUAGUCAGCAGUAUUAAACUCUGUUAGUCAGCAGUAUUAAACUCUGUUAGUCAGCAGUAUUAAACUCUGUUAGUCAGCAGUAUUAAACUAUGUUAGUCAGCAGUAUUUUAAACUCUGUUAGUCAGCAGUGUUUAACUAUGUUAGUCAGCAGUGUUUAACUAUGUUAGUCAGCAGUGUUUAACUAUGUUAGUCAGCAGUAUUUUAAACUCUGUUAGUCAGCAGUGUUUAACUAUGUUAGUCAGCAGUGUUUAACUAUGUUAGUCAGCAGUGUUAAACUCUGUUAGUCAGCAGUAUUUUAAACUCUGUUAGUCAGCAGUGUUUAACUAUGUUAGUCAGCAGUGUUAAACUCUGUUAGUCAGCAGUAUUUUAAACUCUGUUAGUCAGCAGUGUUUAACUAUGUUAGUCAGCAGUGUUUAACUAUGUUAGUCAGCAGUGUUAAACUCUGUUAGUCAGCAGUAUUUUAAACUAUAUUAGUCAGCUGUGUUUAUCUAUAUUAGUCAGCAGUGUUAAACUCUGUUAGUCAGCAGUAUUUUAAACUAUAUUAGUCAGCUGUGUUUAUCUAUAUUAGUCAGCAGUGUUAAACUCUGUUAGUCAGCAGUAUUUUAAACUAUAUUAGUCAGCUGUGUUUAUCUAUAUUAGUCAGCAGUGUUAAACUCUGUUAGUCAGCAGUAUUUUAAACUAUAUUAGUCAGCUGUGUUUAUCUAUAUUAGUCAGCUGUGUUUAUCUAUAUUAGUCAGCUGUGUUUAUCUAUAUUAGUCAGCUGUGUUUAUCUAUAUUAGUCAGCUGUGUUUAUCUAUAUUAGUCAGCUGUGUUUAUCUAUAUUAGUCAGCUGUGUUUAUCUAUAUUAGUCAGCUGUGUUUAUCUAUAUUAGUCAGCUGUGUUUAUCUAUAUUAGUCAGCUGUGUUUAUCUAUAUUAGUCAGCUGUAUAAAGACAGAGACAGGAGGAAUCUGCUGUAGUUCGCUGUGACUUCCUGAACAGAAUCAUUGCAAUACGAAGACCACACAAAGACCUUCUGUCUGUCUGUCAGUCUCAAAGACCUUCUGUCUGUCUGUCAGUCUCAAAGACCUUCUGUCUGUCUGUCAAUCUCAAAGACCUUCUGUCUGUCUGUCAGUCUCAAAUACCUUCUGUCCGUCUGUCAGUCUCAAAGACCUUCUGUCUGUCUGUCAGUCUCAAAGACCUUCUGUCUGUCUGUCAGUUUCAAAGACCUUCUGUCUGCAUGUCAGUCUCAAAGACCUUCUGUCUGUCUGUCAGUCUCAAAGACCUUCUGUCUGUCUGUCAGUCUCAAAUACCUUCUGUCCGUCUGUCAGUCUCAAAUACCUUCUGUCCGUCUGUCAGUCUCAAAUACCUUCUGUCUGUCUGUCAGUCUCAAAGACCUUCUGUCCGUCUGUCAGUCUCAAAUACCUUCUGUCCGUCUGUCAGUCUCAAAGACCUUCUGUCUGUCUGUCAGUCUCAAAGACCUUCUGUCUGCAUGUCAGUCUCAAAGACCUUCUGUCUGUCUGUCAGUCUCAAAGACCUUCUGUCUGUCUGUCAGUCUCAAAUACCUUCUGUCCGUCUGUCAGUCUCAAAUACCUUCUGUCCGUCUGUCAGUCUCAAAUACCUUCUGUCUGUCUGUCAGUCUCAAAGACCUUCUGUCCGUCUGUCAGUCUCAAAUACCUUCUGUCUGUCUGUCAGUCUCAAAUACCUUCUGUCCGUCUGUCAGUCUCAAAGACCUUCUGUCUGUCUGUCAGUCUCAAAUACCUUCUGUCUGUCUGUCAGUCUCAAAUACCUUCUGUCCGUCUGUCAGUCUCAAAUACCUUCUGUCCGUCUGUCAGUCUCAAAUACCUUCUGUCUGUCUGUCAGUCUCAAAGACCUUCUGUCUGUCUGUCAGUCUCAAAUACCUUCUGUCUGUCUGUCUCAUGUUUUGAUGAGAAAGGAAUCUUUCUUAUUUUUCUCUGGCGGCAGAGUUGUGUUUCUGUUCCUGUUUGUACUUAGGUUUUAUAUUAUUGACCAAUCCAGGGUGAGGUUAGAGGUUAGAGGUUAGAGGUUAGAGGUAGAGGUUAUAGGUUAUUGGUUAUUGGAUAUAGGUUAUUGGUUAUAGGUUAUAGGUUAUAGGUUAUUGGUUAUAGGUUAUUGGUUAUUGGUUAUUGGUUAUUGGAUAUAGGUUAUAGGUUAUAGGUUAUUGGUUAUUGGUUAUUGGAUAUAGGUUAUAGGUUAUAGGUUAUAGGUUAUUGGAUAUAUGUUAUAGGUUAUUGGCUAUAGGUUAUUGGUUAUGGGUUAUAGGUUAUUGGUUAUUGGUUAUUGGUUAUUGGCUAUAGGUUAUAGGUUAUUGGUUAUAGGUUAUUGGAUAUAGGUUAUAGGUUAUUGGAUAUAGGUUAUAGGUUAUUGGUUAUAGGUUAUUGGAUAUAGGUUAUUGGUUAUAGGUUAUUGGUUAUUGGUUAUAGGUUAUAGGUUAUUGGUUAUAGGUUAUAGGUUAUUGGUUAUUGGUUAUUGGUUAUUGGUUAUAGGUUAUUGGUUAUAGGUUAUAGGUUAUUGGUUAUAGGUUAUUGGUUAUUGGUUAUAGGUUAUAGGUUAUUGGUUAUAGGUUAUUGGUUAUAGGUUAUUUGUUAUUGGUUAUUGGUUAUAGGUUAUUGGUUAUAGGUUAUAGGUUAUUGGUUAUAGGUUAUUGGUUAUAGGUUAUAUGUUAUUGGUUAUAGGUUAUAGGUUAUUGGUUAUAGGUUAUUGGUUAUAGGUUAUAGGUUAUUGGUUAUAGGUUAUAGGUUAUUGGUUAUAGGUUAUUGGUUAUAGGUUAUAUGUUAUUGGUUAUAGGUUAUAGGUUAUUGGUUAUAGGUUAUUGGUUAUUGGUUAUAGGUUAUUGGUUAUAGGUUAUUGGUUAUAGGUUAUUGGUUAUUGGUUAUAGGUUAUAGGUUAUAGGUUAUAGGUUAUUGGUUAUAGGUUAUUGGUUAUAGGUUAUUGGUUAUUGGUUAUAGGUUAUUGCCCACAUAUUUGUAAUUCCUCAAAUUCACGUUGUGUUUUGUCCAUUGAGGUCCUUCACGUUGUGUUUUGUCCAUUGAGGUCCUUCACGUUGUGUUUUGUCCAUUGAGGUCCUUCACGUUGUGUUUUGUCCAUUGAGGUCCUACUGUAUAUGCUCUGGAUGUCACUCUGCUCCCCUUCUCCCUCAGUGUGCUGGUGACCCAACAAGACACAGUGAAGAUCAGUGACUUCGGGACAUCCAAGGAGCUCAGUGAUAAGAGCACUCAGAUGUCGUUCGCUGGUACGGUGGCCUGGAUGGCCCCAGAGGUCAUCAGGAACGAACCGGUGUCUGAGAAAGUAGACAUCUGGUGAGUACAACAAUAAGUACUGAAAAGAAAACCAUGUCUAACCAUCUCUCUCCCAGAAGCCUGGUAAAAACCAAACCAGCCAAACAAAGAGGUUCUCACUCAAACAUGUUGCAUCACAGAUAUCAGAUAUCAUCACAGACGUGUUGCAUCACAGAUAUCAGAUAUCAGAUAUCAUCACAGACGUUGCAUCACAGAUAUCAGAUAUCAGAUAUCAUCGCAGACGUUGUAUCACAGAUAUCAGAUAUCAGAUAUCAUCGCAGACGUUUCGGCGUUACAGCCUUCUUCAGUGUGUUGGUACCAUUUACUUUAAUUCAAAACAGCGUUUGUAAAGAACAACCAAUAAGCAGCAGGUGAUUCUAAAUCAGGGUUGCCACUCAUCGGCCAAUCAGGGGAUGUGGCUACCUGUAUACAAAUGAGUCACAAAGAGAUAAAGAAUUAUAGGGUAUGGGGGCGGGCACGAAGGGCAACUCACCUAAAUACAUAUAAAUUCAUGAGAUAGCCCACCACAAAGGACAUCAGGCAAAGCCGUUCAUAAAUAUGUGGGGCCAACUCAUAAAACAUAUGCAAAAUCUGAUAUGGACAGUGUUCUUUUAUAACAGUCUAAAUGUGGCUUAUACUGUAGGAAGGAGGUGAAAUCCAAUGAUUUGUUUAAACCGUGUGGAGAUACUGAAUUUAAUGUAUAUAUCCACAUGGCUUCUCUAUGGAGUCGUUUGUUGUCAUAGUCCCCUCCUCUACGGGGUGGAUACACUUUUUGCCGACGCAACGCAAUUCAUUAAUAGAAUGAUUUUGUUCAAUAAAGUGUCUCGCAACUGGCAGAGGUGAUAUCUUGAAGUCUAAUAGUGGGUUUACGUUCUCCAAGACGUACUUUCAAGGAUGUUUUGCCAAUAUAAAUAUUAUUACAAGAACACUGUAACAUAUACAGUACCAGUCAAACGUUUGGACAUACCUCCUCAUUCAAGGGUUUUUCUUUAUUUUGUACUAUUUUCUACAUUGUAGAAUAAUAGUGAAGACAUCAACACUAUGAAAUAACACAUAUAGAAUCAUGUAGUAACCAAAAAAGUGUAAAACAAAUCAAAAUAUAUUUGAGAUUCUUCAAAUAACCACCCUUUGCCUUGAUGACAGCUUUGCACACGCUUGGCAUUCUCUCAACCAGCUUCAUGAGGUAGUCACCUGGAAUGCAUUUCAAUUAACAGGUGUGCCUUCUUAAAAGUUAAUUUGUGGAAUUUCUUUCCUUCUUUAAUGCGUUUGAGCCUAUCAGUUGUGUUGUGACAAGGUAGGGGUGGUAUACAGAAGAUAGCCCUAUUUGGUAAAAGACCAAGUCCAUAUUAUGGCAAGAACAGCUCAAAUAAGCAAAGAGAAACGACAGUCCAUCAUUACUUUAAGACAUGAAGGUCAGUCAAUCCGGAAAAUGUAAAGAACUUUGAACGUUUCUUCAAGUGCAGUCGCAAAAACCAUCAAGCGCUAUGAUGAAACUGGCUCUCAUGAGGACCGCCACAGGAAUGGAAGACCCAGAGUUACCUCUGCUGCAGAGGAUAAGUUCAUUAGAGUUAUCAGCCUCAGAAAUUGCAGCCCAAAUAAAUGCUUCACAGAGUUCAAGUCACAGACACAUCUCAUCAGCAACUGUUUUGAGGGGACUGUAUGAAUCAGGCCUUCAUGGUCGAAUUGCUGCAAAGAAACCACUACUAAAGGACACCAAUAACGCCAGGACAGCGGAGUCACUGACCACCUUCCUGGGACACUUGAAACCCCACCUCUUUAAGGAAUACCUGGAAUAGUAUAAAGUAAUCCUUCUUCCCCCACCCCCCAUAAAAAAAUGUUUUAAAAAAAGGUGGUUGUCCCACUGGCUAUCAUAAGUUGAAUGCACCAAUUUGUAAGUGGCUCUGGAUAAGAGCGUCUGCUAAAUGACGUAAAUGUAAAAUCUAAGAGACCUGCUUGGGCCAAGAAACACGAGCAAUGGACAUUAGACCGGUGGAAAUGUGUCCUUUGGUCUGGAGUCCAAAUUUGAGGUUUUUGGUUCCAACCGCCGUGUCUUUGUGAGACGCGGUGUGGAUGAACGGAUGAUCUCCGCAUGUGUAGCUCCCACCGUAAAGCAUGGAGGAGGAGGUGUUAUGGUGUGGGGGUGCUAUGCUGGUGACACUGUGAUUUAUUUAAAAUUCAAGGCACACUUUACCAGCAUGGCUACCACAGCAUUCUGAAGCGAUACGUCAUCCCAUUUGGUUUGGGCUUAGUGGGACUAUGAUUUGUUUUUCAACAGGACAAUGACCCAACACACCUCCAGGCUGUGUAAGGGCUAUUUUACCAAGAAGGAGAGUGAUGGAGUGCUGCAUCAGAUGACCUGGCCUCCACAAUCCCCCGACCUCAACCCAAUUGAGAUGGUUUGGGAUGAGUCGGACCGCAGAGUGAAGGAAAAGCAGCCAACAAGUGCUCAGCAUAUGUGGGAACUCCUUCAAGACUGUUGGAAAAGCAUUCCAGGUGACGCUGGUUGAGAGAAUGCCAAGAGUGUGCAAAGCUGUCAUCAAGGCAAAAGGUGGCUAUUUGAAGAAUCUCAAAUAUAAAAUAUAAAACUUUUGACUGGUACUGUACAUUACUCCUUUAGAAGUGCAAGUUAUACAGGUCCCCUGUAGCUCAGUUGGUAGAGCAUGGCGUUUGCAACGCAGGGUUGUGGGUUCGUUUCCCACGGGGGGCCAGUAUGAAACAUAAAUAAAAAAUGUAUGCACUCGCUAACUGUAAGUCGCUCUGGAUAAGAGCAUCUGCUAAAUGACUGAAAUGUAAAAUGUAAUACAUGACUUUAUCUCAUUGGACCUAGAAGUCAGAGGUCAUACUAAGUUACAACAUUUCCUUAAUGUGGUACAUGAUCUACAGGGGUUAAUGUGGUACAUGAUCUACAGGGGUUAAUGAGGUACAUGAUCUACAGGGGUUAGCUUUAUCAAGCCAGGUAUCAGGGUAUCCUCUACAGCUUUAUCAGGGUAUCCUCUAUAGCUUUAUCAAGCCAGGUAUCAGGGUAUCCUCUACAGCUUUAUCAGGGUAUCCUCUAUAGCUUUAUUAAGCCAGGUAUCAGGGUAUCCUCUACAGCUUCAUCAAGCCAGGUAUCAGGGUAUCCUCUACAGCUUCAUCAAGCCAGGUAUCAGGGUAUCCUCUACAGCUUCAUCAAGCCAGGUAUCGGGGUAUCCUCUAUAGCUUUAUCAAGCCAGGUAUCAGGGUAUCCUCUACAGCUUCAUCAAGCCAGGUAUCAGGGUAUCCUCUAUAGCUUUAUCAAGCCAGGUAUCAGGGUUUCCUCUACAGCAGAAACACUCAAGGAGAGAGUUUGAUUGUCUAUCAUAUUUUUCCUCUGUGUCACAGAUGAGACGCAGUCUAUGAAGUUGGCUGACUGGUAGGGGGAGAGGGUGAUAACUAUCAGCUGUCAAUAUAGUAUUUUUAUCUGUAGGUUUUCUGUAAACUGUAAUACUUAGAGAUUGUCCCUUUGUAAGUACAUCUAAGAAAUGUAUAGAGUUAAUGUUAUUUUCCAUAGUGAAGGAAAUUGAUUGUACUCUAGAGUUAAUGUUGUUAAGAAAUUCAUUUAAUUUAAUUUCGGAACCCGUCCAGAUCAUAAAGCAAUCGUUUAUAUAGCGGGUCCAGUAUUUAACAUGAUCGUUGUAAGGAUUAUCUUAUAAUAAUAAUAAUAUGCCAUUUAGCAGAGGCUUUUAUCCAAAGCGACUUACAGUCAUGCGUGCAUAAAUUUUUGUGUAUGGGUGGUCCCGGGGAUCGAACCCACUACCUUGGCGUUCCAAGCGCCGUGCUCUACCAGCUGAGCUACAGAGGACCAAGCGCCGUGCUCUACCAGCUGAGCUACAGAGGACCAAGCGCCGUGCUCUACCAGCUGAGCUACAGAGGACCAAGCACCGUGCUCUACCAGCUGAGCUCCAGAGGACCAAGCACCGUGCUCUACCAGCUGAGCUCCAGAGGACCAAGCGCCGUGCUCUACCAGCUGAGCUCCAGAGGACCAAGCGCCGUGCUCUACCAGCUGAGCUACAGAGGACCACGAAUAAAAAGUAUAAAUAAAAUCCUAUUCGAAUUUCCCCAUAAAGAGAUGUGCAUAGUUGUGAGCUAAUGGACUUCCCAUUGCUGUUCCAAAAGUCUGUAGAUAGUAAUAUUUAUCAAAUAAAAAAUAAUUUUUUAGUAAGCACUAGUUCAAUUAUAUAAUUUGUAGACAGCGCUUAAGCGGUUGGAGAGGAAGAACUUGAGGGCCUCCGUACCUCCGUCAUUCAGCGAUGAGACAUCAAGAGUAACUAACCAAUCUCCUUCACUAAUAACUGGUAUACUUUGUAGUUUCAUUAGAAAAUCCAAUACCCUAUAAUUCUGUAUCUCUUUUUGACUAAUUGGCAGAUGAGUGGCAACCGCGAUUAGUAGGACCUGCUGUAGCUCAGCUGGUAGAGCACGGCGCUUGGUCCUCUGUAGCUCAGCUGGUAGAGCACGGUGCUUGGUCCUCUGUAGCUCAGCUGGUAGAGCACGGCGCUUGGUCCUCUGUAGCUCCGCUGGUAGAGCACGGCGCUUGGUCCUCUGUAGCUCCGCUGGUAGAGCACGGUGCUUGUAACGCCAAGGUAGUGGGUUCGAUCCCCGGGACCACCCAUACACAAAAAUGUAUGCACGCACGACUGUAAGUCGCUUUGGAUAAAAGCGUCUGAUAAAUGGCAUGUUAUUAUAUUAUCUGAAAAUGGCACCAACACACUGAAGAAGACUGUAAAGCCGAAACGUCUGCAUACGCUGAUGCAGUGAAAACAUUAAAGACGAAUAAUAACGAAGUUUAUGAUGAUUAUUAUUAUUAUUAUUUAUAAGCUUUAUGAGUGUGAACCCAUUCCACCUCUUUGGACAACAAUAAGCUGAACCCGAACCCGAACAAACUCAUAAUAAUGAGAUUUAAGAAGAAGCAGAACUUGAAUGGAUAACUUGGCAUCAUAUUGUUGUAUCAGUUGACCCACAGUAUAGGGGUAUAUUCUCAUUUUCCAAACUUUUGCACAUUUAUAAAAAAUAAAAAAAAACUGAAAUACCUUAUUUACAAAAGUAUUCAGACCCUUUGCUAUGAGGCUCAAAAUUUAGCUCAGGUUCAUCCUGUUUCCACUGAUCAUCCUUGAGAUGUUUCUAUAACUUGAUUGGAGUCCACCUGUGGUAAAUUCAAUUGAUUGGACAUGAUUUGGAAAGGCACACACCUGUCUAUAUAAGGUCCCACAGUUGACAGUGCAUGUCAGAGCAAAAACCAAGCCAUGAGGUCGAAGGAAUUGUCCGUAGAGCUCUGAGACAGGAUUGUGUCGAGGCACAGAACUGGGGAAGGGUACCAAAACAUUUCUGCAGCAUUGGAGGUCCCCAAGAACACAGUGGCCUCCAUCAUUCUUAAAUGGAAGAAGUUUGGAACCACCAAGAGCUCUUCCUAGAGCUGGCCGCAUGGCCAAACUGAGUAAUCGGGGGAGAAGGGUCUUGGUCAGGGAGGUGACCAAGAACCCGAUGGUCACUCUGACAGAGCUCCAGAGUUCCUCUGUGGAGAUGGGAGAACCUUCCAGAAGUCAGGAUCGAGGGAAAGAUGAAUGGAGCAAAGUACAGAGAGAUCCUUGAUGAAAACCUGCUCCAGAGCACUGCUCCAGAGGACCUCAGACUGGGGCAAAGGUUCACCUUCCGACAGGACAACGACCCUAAGCACACAGCCAAGAUAAGUGGCUUCGGGACAAGUCUCUGAAUGUCCUUGAGUGGCCCAGCCAGAGCCCGGACUUGAACCUGAUCGAACAUCUCUGGAGAGACCUGAAAAUAGCUGUGCAGCGACACUCCCCAUCCAACCUGACAGAGCUUGAGAGGAUCUGCAGAGAAGAAUGGGAGAAACUCCCCAAAUACAGGUGUGCCAAGCUUGUAGCGUCAUACCCAAGAAGACUCGAGGCUGUAAUCACUGCCAAAGGUGCUUUAACAAAAUACUGAGUAAAGGGUCUGUCAUUUUUCAGUUUUUUUUAUUUGUAACACAUUUGCAAACAUUUCUAAAAACCUGUUUUUACUUGUCAAACAAUUUAAUCAAUUUUAGAAUAACUUAACAAAAUAUGGAAAAAGUCAAGGGAUCUGAAGUCAAGGGAUCUGAAUACUUUCCGUAUGCACUGUAGGGUUAUGUUGGGAGGAAGUUAGUAUAGCACAGUGUUUGGUUUGGUGUUAUAAUAUGUUAACCCUCUGGUUGGCAGGUCGUUUGGUUUGGUGUUAUAAUAUGUUAACCCUCUGUGGUUGGCAGGUCGUUUGGCGUGGUGUUAUAAUAUGUUAACCCUCUGGUUGGCAGGUCGUUUGGCGUGGUGUUAUAAUAUGUUAACCCUCUGGUUGGCAGGUCGUUUGGUUUGGUGUUAUAAUAGUUAACCCUCUGGUUGGCAGGUCGUUUGGUUUUGGUGUUAUAAUAUGUUAACCCUCUGGUUUGGCAGGGUCGUUUGGUUUGGUGUUAUAAUAUGUUAAACCCGCUGUGGUUGGCAGGUCGUUUUGGCGUGGUGUUAUAAUAUGUUAACCCUCUGGUUGGCAGGUCGUUUGGCGUGGUGUUAUAAUAUGUUAACCCUCUGGGUUGGCAGGUCGUUUGGGCGUGGUGUUAUAAUAUGUUAACCCUCUGGUUGGCAGGUCGUUUGGUUUGGUGUUAUAAUAUGUUAACCCUCUGGUUGGCAGGUCGUUUGGCGUGGUGUUAUAAUAUGUUAACCCUCUGGUUGGCAGGUCGUUUGGCGUGGUGUUAUAAUAUGUUAACCCUCUGGGUGGCAGGGUUCGUUUGGCGUGGUGUUUAUAUAUGUUAACCCUCUGGUUGGCAGGUCGUUUGGCGUGGUGUUAUAAUAUGUUAACCCUCUGGUUGGCAGGUCGUUUGGCGUGGUGUUAUAAUAUGUUAACCCUCUGUGGUUGGCAGGUCGUUUGGCGUGGUGUUAUAAUAUGUUAACCCUCUGGUUGGCAGGUCGUUUGGUUUGGUGUUAUAAUAUGUUAACCCUCUGGUUGGCAGGUCGUUUGGCGUGGUGUUAUAAUAUGUUAACCCUCUGGUUGGCAGGUCGUUUGGCGUGGUGUUAUAAUAUGUUAACCCUCUGUGUGGUUGGCAGGUCGUUUGGCGUGGUGUUAUAAUAUGUUAACCCUCUGGUUGGCAGGUCGUUUGGUUUGGUGUUAUAAUAUGUUAACCCUCUGGUUGGCAGGUCCGUUUGGCGUGGUGUUAUAAUAUGUUAACCCUCUGUGGUUGGCAGGUCCGUUUUGCGUGGUGUUAUAAAUAUGUAACCCUCUGGUUGGCAGGUCGUUUGGUUUGGUGUUAUAAUAUGUUAACCCUCUGGUUGGCAGGUUCGUUUGGCGUGGUGUUAUAAUAGUUAACCCUCUGGUUGGCAGGUCGUUUUGGCGUGGUGUUAUAAUAUGUUAACCCCUGUGUGGUUUGGCAGGUCGUUUGGCGUGGUGUUAUAAUAUGUUAACCCUCUGGUUGGCAGGGGUCGUUUGGCGUGGUGUUAUAAUAUGUUAACCCUCUGGUUGGCAGGUCCGUUUGGCGUGGUUGUUAUAAUAUGUUUAACCCUUUGCCUUGGCAGGUCGUUUGGCGUGGUGUUUAUAAUAUGUUAACCUCUGGUUGGCAGGGUCGUUUGGCGUGGGUGUUAUAAUAUGUUUAACCCUCUGGUUGGCAGGUCUUGGCGUGGUGUUAUAAUAUGUAACCCUCUGGUUGGCAGGUCGUUUGGCGUGGUGUUAUAUAUGUUAACCCUCUGGUUGGCAGGUCGUUUGGUUUGGUGUUAUAAUAUGUUAACCCUCUGGUUGGCAGGUCGUUUGGCGUGGUGUUAUAAUAUGUUAACCCUCUGGUUGGCAGGUCGUUUGGCGUGGUGUUAUAAUAUGUUAACCCUCUGGUUGGCAGGUCGUUUGGCGUGGUGUUAUAAUAUGUUAACCCUCUGGUUGGCAGGUCGUUUGGCGUGGGUGUUAUAAUAUGUUAACCCUCUGGUUGGCAGGUCGUUUGCGUGGUGUUAUAAUAUGUUAACCCUCUGUGGUUGGCAGGUCGUUUGGCGUGGUGUUAUAAUAUGUUAACCCUCUGGUUGGCAGGUCGUUUGGCGUGGUGUUAUAAUAUGUUAACCCUCUGUGUGGUUGGCAGGUCGUUUGGCGUGGUGUGUAUAAUAUGUUUAACCCUCUGCUUGGCAGGGUCGUUUGGCGUGGUGGUUAUAAUAUGUUAACCCUUCUGGUUGGCAGGUCGUUUGGUUUGGUGUUAUAAUAUGUUAACCCUCUGGUUGGCAGGUCGUUUGGUUUGGUGUUAUAAUAUGUUAACCCUCUGGUUGGUUGGCAGGUCGUUUGGUUUGGUGUUAUAAUAUGUUAACCCUCUGGUUGGCAGGUCGUUUGGCGUGGUGUUAUAAUAUGUUAACCCUCUGGUUGCAGGUCGUUUGGCGUGGUGUUAUAAAUGUUAACCCUCUGGUUGGCAGGUCCGUUUGGCGUGUGUUAUAAUAUGUUAACCCUCUGGUUGGCAGGUCGUUUGGCGUGGUGUUAUAAUAUGUUAACCCUCUGGUUGGCAGGUCGUUUGGGUGGUGUUAUAAUAUGUUACCCUCUGUGUGGUUGCAGGUCGUUUGGCGUGGUGUUAUAAUAUGUUAACCCUCUGGUUGGCAGGUCGUUUGGCGUGGUGUUAUAAUAUGUUAACCCUCUGGUUGGCAGGUCGUUUGGUUUGGUGUUAUAAUAUGUUAACCCUCUGGUUGGCAGGUCGUUUGGCGUGGUGUUAUAAUAUGUUAACCCUCUGGUUGGCAGGUCGUUUGGCGUGGUGUUAUAAUAUGUUAACCCUCUGGUUGGCAGGUCGUUUGGCGUGGUGUUAAAUAUGUUAACCCUCUGGUUGGCAGGUCGUUUGCGUGGUGUUAUAAUAUGUUAACCCUCUGGUUGGCAGGUCGUUUGGCGUGGUGUUAUAAUAUGUUAACCCUCUGUGGUUGGCAGUGUCGUGUUUGGCGUGGUGUUAUAAUAUGUUAACCCUCUGGUUGGCAGGUCGUUUGGCGUGGUGUUUAUAAAUUGUUAACCCUUGCUUGGCAGGUCGUUUGGCUGGUGUUAUAAUAUGUUAACCCUCUGGUUGGCAGUUUUUGGCGUGGUGUUAUAAUAUGUUAACCCUCUGGUUGGCAGGUCGUUUGGCGUGGUGUGUAUAAUGUUACCCUCUGGUUGGCAGGUCGUUUGGCGUGGUGUUAAAUAUGUUAACCCUCUGGUUGGCAGUCGUUUGGUUUGGUGUUAUAAUAUGUUAACCCUCUGGUUGGCAGGUCGUUGCGUGGUUGUAAAUUGUUAACCCUCUGGAUUGGACAGGUCGUUUGGGCGUGGUGUUAUAAUAUGUUAACCCUUAUGGGUUUGGCAGGUCGUUUGGCGUGGUGUAUAAUAUGUUAACCCUCUGGUUGGCAGGUCGUUUGGGUUUGGUGUUAUAAUAUGUUAACCCUCUGGUUGGCAGGUCCGUUUGGCGUGGUGGUUAUAAUAUGUUAACCCUCUGGUUGCAGGUCGUUUGGCGUGGGUGUUAUAAUAUGUUAACCCUCUGGUUGGCAGGUCGUUUGGUUUGGUGUUAUAAUAUGUUAACCCUCUGGUUGGCAGGUCGUUUGGCGUGGUGUUAUGGGAGCUGCUGACUGGAGAAAUCCCCUAUAAAGACGUAGACUCCUCAGCCAUCAUCUGGGGUGUGGGUAGCAACAGCCUCCACCUCCCUGUUCCCUCCACUUGUCCCGACGGGUUCAAGAUCCUCAUGAAGCAAACAUGGUGAGAUAUGCAGAUCUUAGAUUAUUAAAGAGGAAUAUAUAUCACACGCCCUGCAAAUAUUCUAGGUAAUAUCUGCCUGUAUAAUCACAUGGAUUCAUGUAAUCUCUCCUCCCUUUUCACUCUCUCCCUCUCCUUCCUCUUUUUGGUUUGUCUCCAUUACACUCUCUUCUUCUCCUCCCUCUCUCCUUGCUGUUUCUCCUCUUCUCCAGGCAAGGGAAGCCCAGGAACCGUCCAUCAUUCCGUCAGAUCCUGCUCCAUCUGGACAUUGCCUCAGCUGACAUCCUGGGAGCUCCUCAGGAGACCUACUUCAAGUCUCAGGUGAGAACACAACCAUUCUAGACUCCAGAACCAUUCUAUGUUACAGCCCCUAGCAUACAUGUCAUUAUAGACCAUUCUAGGUUACAGUUCCUAGCAUACAUGUCAUUAUAGACCAUUCUAGGUUACAGCCCCUAGCAUACAUGUCAUUAUAGACCAUUCUAGGUUACAGCCCCUAGCAUACAUGUCAUUAUAGACCAUUCUAGGUUACAGCCCCUAGCAUACAUGUCAUUAUAGACCAUUCUAAGCUAUAGCCACCCUGUAGAGUACUGAUAUGUAACCAUGUGUGUCCUGUUCCCACUGUGUCAGUCUGAG
Molecule: messenger RNA, 22457 nt
Organism: Coregonus sp. 'balchen'
Lineage: Eukaryota; Metazoa; Chordata; Actinopteri; Salmoniformes; Salmonidae
Source: the annotation of a GenBank genome assembly